GAGCCCAUUCGCCGCGUCUUGGAUGAAGGCAUUGUAUGGGAGGAGCGCUGGAUCUCGCCUUUGGCAGUGCGCUUCUCCCAGGGAAAGAUCCACCCCUUCUUCCACGAGCGCGGCCCCAUCUCAGAGGUCAUGCUGCAGAUAAAGUUGAAAGCCGAGGAGGGCAAAAGGAGCAAGCGGAUUGAGCCUCCUUUUCCUCCAGUCCGGCUUCUACACCUCAAGGAGCAGGGCGUCCUCGUCACCCUGGACAAUCGAAGGCUGUACGCGCUCCAGCGGUUCGCGCUGCAGGAGUGGCCCACACCCUGCCUUGUGCGUGCACUUUGCGUGGACGAGCUCACGCCAACAAGGCUACGGGCAGAGAACCGCAAGUUCACAAACCGACUAUGUGGACUCCAAUUAGAGGUGGAGAGCCGAAGCAAUGCCUUCGACACCUUCAGCUGGGUGACAGAGGCCGCACAGACGGAAGCGCCGCGCUUCUGUCGCCUCGUGGCUCUCCGCGCCUACGACCGGGCAGUGUCCUUGUUACCAGUGCUGGUGGUUCACUCGCUCCUCUGUCAGAAGCUGCGCCCCUACCUUCGGGCAAGGUGGCCACUUCUGCGAUUCUUGGCAGUGUCGCUGCCCUCCCCACAGAAGCGAGAGUUCGCGAGCAAGAGAGUCUUGCUGCAGCAUAUCUUGGAGCUCUCCAAGCCGACUGGCGAGGUGCUAACAUGCCCGCGCGUUUGUGUCGGCUACAAGGCUGAGACAGUCGUCGCCUUGGGCAAGGGCCGAAGCUGCGUCUCGUCGAAGCUUUCUGUCGAGCGGCCGCUUAGCUUGCUGCAGGCUCCUGGGCCUCUCUCCCGGAUCCAGCGCCGCGUGCUGUCAGCACUGCUGCCCAUGAGCUGCCUACCUUACGUACGCAGCUCCCUGCGUGGUGCGGCCCAGGACUGGAUCAUGGGCUUCCUUCUUGCCUGGGGGAAGGCCUGGGCACAGCUUUGCGAGUUGGGCAAGGUUGGCGGCAGAGCCAAACCUGGCUUCUUGGGAGGUUGCCGCUUUCAGGCUGCAGCUUUUGCCACUCCCAUGAGAGGCGCACCACCUUUGUUCAGCUUCUUGCUUAGCCGGCAAGCCUACCACACUUCACGCCAGGCCAUUGAUCGGAGUCUGUGA
Messenger RNA from Symbiodinium pilosum, 1140 nucleotides. NCBI's taxonomy places the organism in Eukaryota, Dinophyceae, Suessiales, Symbiodiniaceae. The record is from the annotation of a GenBank genome assembly.